AUGGAUCGCCUGAUAUAGACGUUGGCGCCCAAGCCCUGGGAUUGGCCUAAAACAGGUUUGUGUUGACCCACUGGCGGGCUUUGGCAUCCUGUCAAACUGCUGUCACCUCCGGACAUAAAAAUGGUCUCGACGUAGUUCUGGGGCAGUCUGCUGGACUCGGCAUGGAAACAGCAGCCAUCAUGCAGGUGCAAACCAAGCACUACCCCAAGAACUGCCUGCUGACUGUCAUGGACCGGUACUCGGCCGUGGUGCGUAACAUGGAGCAGGUGGUGAUGAUCCCCAGCCUCCUGCGGGACAUGCAGUUUAAUGUGCACGGGCACCGGGCCCAGGAUGGGGCCCCUGAUCUCUACAACUACUUCACCAUGCUCAAGGCCAUCCGCGUGGAUGUGGACCACGGGCUGCUGCCCCGAGAGGAGUGGAGGUCCAAGGUGGCAGAUGGCAGGGCCAGUGAGGCUGGGAAUGAAGCUGCAAAGACAGAGAAGGAUGAGGAGGAGAGAAUCUUGGGGCAGCUGGACCUGGAAGCCCAGUUCCACCUGCACUUUUCCAGCCUUCAUCACAUCCUCACCCACCUUACCCUGAAAGCUGAGGAGGUGACAAGGACAUACCAGGAGAUAACGGGAGAGGCCAAGUAGGCCUCGGACUCUAGGGAAGAUCCUUUUAAGUGGCAGAGGGCAGACUCUGAUGAGGACACGGAACACUUCGCUCGCUCUGACGCAGACCAGAAAGGCCUGGACCUGGCGCUGGAAGCAAACAAAGGCGACUUGGCUCUCUGGGAUGCUUCUCUCGCUCUGAGCACCAGCUUGUGGACUUGGCACCAGCUCACCUUUAGGAUGCCUGCUGUUAUUCACAGCUCCCGUCACCCUCUUAGCAGCUUGGGGUGGUGGCCAGUGCUUCAUGAGGGGCUAGGUAUUACCUGGCCAGUGUGGUAUGCCAGAAAGGACGUAGGUUUUAGCAUCUGACCCAACUGAAAUUCACAUCCUUUCUCUGGGCAGUCAUUUACCAUGUGAUCUUGGACGUUAAUUCAACUCACCGGAGCCUAAAUUUCCUCAUCUAUAAAAUGGGAUAGUAUUACCUCACAAGAUUGUUAUGGAAAUUAAAGAUGAUGAAUCAAAAGCA
Felis catus (domestic cat) is the source of this 1116-nucleotide messenger RNA. RefSeq names its product thyroid hormone responsive (gene THRSP). The transcript is spliced from 2 exons. Lineage: Eukaryota; Metazoa; Chordata; Mammalia; Carnivora; Felidae. Gene Ontology annotation, biological process: regulation of lipid biosynthetic process. The record is from RefSeq and is a predicted model, not a curated record. Gene Ontology annotation, cellular component: cytosol. The coding region runs from base 162 to 632 and encodes 156 amino acids.